Messenger RNA from Phodopus roborovskii (desert hamster), 2029 nucleotides. It is a transcript of the gene Pde6b, whose product is annotated as phosphodiesterase 6B. Bases 122 to 1855 code for a protein of 577 amino acids. The transcript is spliced from 19 exons. Gene Ontology annotation, biological process: retina development in camera-type eye; signal transduction. Lineage: Eukaryota; Metazoa; Chordata; Mammalia; Rodentia; Cricetidae. Gene Ontology annotation, molecular function: protein binding; 3',5'-cyclic-nucleotide phosphodiesterase activity. Gene Ontology annotation, cellular component: photoreceptor outer segment membrane. The record is from RefSeq and is a predicted model, not a curated record.
UCUCUGGUCUGCUAAUAAGGUAUUUGAAGAGCUGACAGACAUUGAAAGGCAGUUCCACAAGGCCUUCUACACUGUUCGGGCCUAUCUAAACUGUGACCGGUACUCAGUGGGGCUCCUGGACAUGACCAAAGAGAAGGAAUUCUUUGAUAUCUGGCCUGUGCUGAUGGGGGAAGCCCAGCCAUACUCAGGCCCACGAACACCUGAUGGCCGGGAAAUUGUCUUCUACAAAGUCAUUGAUUAUAUCCUCCAUGGCAAGGAAGACAUCAAAGUCAUUCCCACACCCCCAGCUGAUCACUGGGCCCUGGCCAGUGGCCUUCCAACCUAUGUAGCAGAAAGCGGCUUUAUCUGUAACAUCAUGAAUGCUUCAGCUGAUGAAAUGUUCAACUUUCAGGAGGGGCCCCUGGAUGAUUCUGGGUGGGUGAUCAAGAAUGUUCUCUCCAUGCCCAUUGUUAACAAGAAGGAGGAGAUUGUGGGGGUGGCGACCUUCUACAACAGGAAAGAUGGGAAGCCCUUUGAUGAUCAAGAUGAAGUUCUCAUGGAGUCUCUGACACAGUUCUUGGGAUGGUCAGUGCUGAAUACUGAUACCUAUGACAAGAUGAACAAGCUGGAGAACCGUAAGGACAUCGCCCAGGACAUGGUUCUGUACCAUGUGAGAUGCGACAAAGAUGAGAUCCAGAGAAUCUUGCCAACAAGGGAUCGCCUGGGGAAAGAGCCUGCUGACUGUGAGGAGGAUGAGCUGGGGAAAAUCUUGAAAGAAGAACUUCCAGGGCCUACCAAGUUUGACAUCUAUGAGUUCCACUUCUCUGACCUGGAGUGUACUGAGCUGGAGCUCGUCAAAUGUGGCAUCCAGAUGUACUAUGAGCUGGGUGUAGUCCGAAAGUUCCAGAUUCCUCAGGAGGUCCUGGUGCGGUUCCUGUUUUCUGUCAGCAAAGCCUAUCGAAGAAUUACCUACCAUAACUGGCGCCAUGGCUUCAAUGUAGCCCAGACCAUGUUUACAUUACUCAUGACAGGAAAACUGAAGAGCUAUUACACAGACCUGGAAGCCUUUGCCAUGGUUACAGCUGGCCUGUGCCAUGACAUUGACCACCGUGGCACCAACAACCUGUACCAGAUGAAAUCUCAGAAUCCUCUAGCCAAGUUACAUGGCUCCUCAAUUCUAGAACGGCACCACCUGGAAUUUGGGAAGUUUCUGUUGGCAGAGGAGAGCCUAAACAUCUACCAGAACCUGAACCGGCGGCAACAUGAACAUGUGAUCCACCUCAUGGACAUUGCCAUCAUUGCCACUGACCUAGCUCUCUACUUCAAGAAGAGAACAAUGUUCCAGAAGAUUGUGGAUGAGUCUAAGAACUAUGAAGACAAGAAGAGUUGGAUCGAGUACUUAUCCCUAGAGACAACACGAAAGGAGAUAGUCAUGGCCAUGAUGAUGACUGCAUGUGACCUGUCUGCUAUUACUAAGCCCUGGGAAGUCCAGAGCAAGGUUGCUCUUCUUGUGGCUGCUGAGUUCUGGGAACAAGGAGACUUGGAAAGGACUGUCUUGGAUCAACAGCCCAUUCCCAUGAUGGACCGGAACAAAGCAGCUGAGCUCCCCAAACUGCAAGUUGGUUUCAUCGACUUUGUAUGUACUUUCGUGUACAAGGAAUUUUCCCGUUUUCACGAAGAGAUCCUGCCCAUGUUUGAUAGACUGCAAAAUAACAGAAAGGAGUGGAAAGCACUAGCUGAUGAGUAUGAGGCCAAAGUCAAAGCCCUGGAGGAAGAAAAAAAGAAGGAAGAAGACAGAAUAGCAGCCAAGAAAGUGGGCACAGAAAUUUGCAAUGGUGGUCCAGCACCCAAGACCUCAACCUGCUGUAUCCUGUAAAACCUGCCUAGUGGCUUCUGGUCCCUCCUGCCACUUUUACUCACUGGAGAUGGACUCUGCCUAUAGAAGUUUGGUAUGACAUUAGGAAACAGAAAAAAAAAAAAAAAAUUGAUUAAAUAUAACUGAUUAUUUUGAAAUUUUCAAUUUUUUUUCAAAUUAAAGCCAACUAUGAAU